Rotaria socialis is the source of this 2661-nucleotide messenger RNA. The record is from the annotation of a GenBank genome assembly. NCBI's taxonomy places the organism in Eukaryota, Metazoa, Rotifera, Eurotatoria, Philodinida, Philodinidae.
AUGAGCAAUCCUGAGGAAUUAACAAUAACAACUGUUGAUAAAUAUCCAUCAUCAUUAUCGUCUUCAUCAAGUGCAGAAGAUGAAAUUAUUUCUAAAAAUUCGUCAACAGAUAAAAGAUCUUCUAGUCAUCGUAAAAGAUAUUUAUCCUCGUGGGAAAAUGAUCCAGCAUCUUUCUAUUCAUCAUAUGUUUAUGAUUCUCUUGGUACAAAACAAAUAAAAUACUCAUGUUGGCUUUAUAAGAAGAGUAAUGAAAAUGAUGGUAGCGUCAUGCUAGGUUGUCGUUUAUGUGAACAGUAUCGUAUGAUAAAAAACAAAAAUGGCAAAGAGAACACUUGGGCUACAAAAGGAUUUAAUGUAUUAGCAUUGGACAAGAUCAAAGAGCAUCGCGUAAAUGAAAAACAUAAAGAAGCAGAAGAAUUAGAAUUACAGCGAACAUCAAUGAAUCAACCCGAUUGGAUUUCAACAAGAACAAUUAUUCUGUCGCGUCAGGAAGAAUCCAUUAAAAAUCUUAUGUAUUCUUGUAUUUAUUUAUGCCAAAGUGAUCAUCCACUCAAUAGCUUUAUACCACUUUGUGAUUUACUAGAAAAAACGGGUGUUAAAUUGUUACCAGCAGACGUCAAUGGUGUUAGUUAUCGAAACGAUUGUGCUGCAUUAUCCUUUCUUCAACAUAUAGCAAGUGUCUUACACCAAGAUUUGUUACAAAAGCUAAGCAAAAGUCCUGUACUAGGUUUUAUGAUGGACGAAUCGACUUCUCGUUCGAUUGAAAAGAAUUGCAUUGUAUACGUACGAUACUUAGAAGAUUUUGAACCACGUACAUCAUUUUAUGGGAUUGUGAAUAUGGAAGGAAACGGGUCAGCUGAUAACAUCGUAAAACGAAUAAAUAAAUUAUGGGAAAGGGAUGGUUUAAAAAAAUCAAAAAGUUGUUGGUUGGCUGCAGACAAUGCAAGCACAUUUACUGGUAUUCAUGAUGGUGUGGCUGCUAAGUUGAAAAAACAGUACGAUAUGCCAUGCUUAGAACUAAGCACUUGUGUAGCCCAUUCGUAUGCCCUUGUUGGUAAGCAAUCAGGUCAAUAUCUAGACGAUGAUGGAAAAAUAAAAAUCCGACCGUUCAUAGCUAAUUUCGAAAACUUGUUAGGUAAAAUAUAUAGUUUCUUUAGUCGCAGUACAAGUCGGCAACACAAGUUGAAACAAUGGUACAACUUUCUCACAAUGCCUGAACUAAAAUUCAAAAAAUUAUUUGACAUAAGAUGGUUAUCAAUACGGGAUUCUUUAAAGUCUAUUAUGAAUAAUAUGAAGCCAGGAAAUCAAGCACUUCUUGCUUUUUUGGAACAUACUUCAUAUGAUUUGGAUGUAACAAAGAGUGAACGUAACAAUGCAGCUGAAUUGCUAAUGGAAAUUUUAGAUGAUCGAUUUUUAUUUGUUCUCCAUUUUCAUUUCGAUCUACAUGAAUGUGUUUCCGGUGAGCUCACAAAAAUUAUGCAGAAAGAUGAUCUAUCCUACAAAGUGUUGAUGGAUAAAAUUGCUGAUAAAAAAGAGAUGCUGGUCACAUGGACGAAAGAAUCAAACGGCACAUAUCCAUGGGGGCCGUCUCUAGCAGAGUACAUUAAUUUGACCGACACAACUGAUGUAUUUGGUGCCUUCAAGAUCAGAUCGAAGGAAAGUCGUGAUGAUUUAAAAAAAGAAUGUUGUUUGCAUAUUGAGCGUUUACUUCAAGAAGUUGAACAACGAUUUCCAGUGUCUGAAUUGCAUCGAUGUUUAUCAUAUUUAUUUGAUCCUAUAAUGAUUGAAGAAAAUCAGUAUUUAUUGAAUGAUGCUACAUUUGGUCGUCGCGAACUGCAAUAUCUUCGUCGAAAAUAUGAAAAGCUAUCGGAUUUCGAUUCAAACAAUGUGCAAACGGAGUGGGAAUCGUUUAAAUCAUUGAUUAUUAAUUUUAUCGUGAUUAAAACAAGUAAUGAUUCACCUGCAUUAUUCUGGAAAAAGUUUAUUGCACUUAAAAGCACCACCAAUCAAUACUUUUUUGAACAAUACAAAAAUAUCUUGAUGCUGUUAAGUAUUUAUUUAAUUUUUCCUUUAAAUUCUACAGAAUGUGAGCGAGGCUAUAGUGCUGCCAAUCGAAUACAGACCAUAGCUCGUUCCAGAAUUACCAAUGAAACCUUGGAAUGUCUGUUGACUGUACGUCUUCUUCUAACUAAUGAUAUUCGAAGUAUACGAUGUCAUCAUAUUGUUGAAGAAGCAUUCAAGUCUUGGAAUAAUCCUGAAUCUAGUCGUCGAUUAAAUAGAAUGCAAUUAAUGAUUGAUGUUCCAGAUGAUUACGAACCAUCUCGACAAGUUCGUCCGAUGGUUAAAAAACGAAAACUACUAAACUGUGCAACAACUUAUUCUGGUAAUUCAAAUCGACCAAAGAAACCACGGGCUAACUCUAUCAAAUGCGCUAAUGGAUGUGGAAGAACAAUAUCAUCUGAUGAUCCAAUGCAAGUUAAUGCCAUCUUAUGUUGUCAUCAACAUGAAGAAUAUAACUGGGUGGACGAAGAAGAUUCAUGUCGUAGACGGUUAUGCAAUUUUUGCCGUAUAAAGUUAGCUGCUCCAACAGAAACUAGCGUAUGGUUUUGUGAAGAUCAUCGUGAUAUUCAUGAAGAAACAGAAGAAACUAUCAUUAGCUGA